AUGGCGGCUUUCGGGUUUCAGUUCGAACCCACAGACCUGGAAAUCAUCGUCUUCCUUGUCAAAAGAGUCACAGGAUACGCUGGAGACGACGAUUCUAUCAAGACCGACAAUCUGUACGGCCACAGGGAACCGUGGGAGAUUUUCGGAGACGACGAUCACACAACGAGGCGCUACUUCUACAGCAGUCUCACCAAAAAGACUGCCGGCGGCCACCGUUUCUCCCGUAACGUGGGAAAGGGCACGUGGACCAACAAAGGCCAGGCCACUCCCGUUCUUUCUGUCGACCGACGGGUCAUCAUCGGUUACCGGAGAACUUUCCGGUACCAGACGAAGGCUAUGAGUAAUUCCGACAAGGGUUCGUGGCUGAUGACAGAGUACGUGCUUCCUGAUACCGCCAUCAAGUCCAAUGACAUCAAAGAAGAGUACAAGAAUUUCGCGCUGUGUGUUCUCAAGAAGAAAACCAAGAAGAUUGUUAAGCCACGUGUUGGGAGCGGAUUGGGUGAUUUUGGCGUGGAGGGUUCUUGUUCAUGCGGCGUUGUGGCUUCUCUUUCUGAUUGUGGGGACCAGACGAGUCUAUGUGCGCCCCUGCCACAACCGGGUGAUCACGACAAGCGCCUACGUGUCGAGAGCGAAUUUGUUGAUUUUGGCGAUGUGGGGUAUUCUUCUACAUGUGGUAUUGGUGUCAUGCCACGACCGGGUGAUGAUGUGGAUUUUGGAUGUGUGGGCCCGGAAGAAGUACAGGCAGAUGAGGAUUGGAUACAUGAACUAGAGGAGAGUAUUAUGGAGGAUCAACAUGAUGACGUCAUGAAGGAUGCUGCUGCCGAAUGUCCCGAUCGAGAAGAGGGUGAUUCGAGUCCAGGUGGCGCAUUCCCACUGGCUGAUGAUGUGGUAUUUGGUGAGGUGGGAACAAAAGUACAGACGAGUAAUGAUGAUGAUGAUGAUUUGAUGUAG
Messenger RNA from Striga hermonthica, 951 nucleotides. Lineage: Eukaryota; Viridiplantae; Streptophyta; Magnoliopsida; Lamiales; Orobanchaceae. The record is from the annotation of a GenBank genome assembly.